CCUGCCGCUGGUAAAGAGACAGGAGCUGCCAAAGUUGCCUCCCCUCUCCCCCUGCAGGGAGCGAGAAAGACGGGAGAAGGAGAGAGAAGAGUGGGAACGCCAGUACAGCCGCCAGAGCCGCUCACCCUCCCCACGCUACAGUCGAGAGUACAGUUCUUCUCGAAGGCGCUCGAGGUCCAGGUCCCGAAGCCCCCAUUACAGGCAUUAGGCGGACUGCGUGGGACUGCAGCGCUCUGGGUUUCUGUAGUGAAAUAAAAGCAAACAUUAUUUAAUACCCUU
This is a messenger RNA of Cricetulus griseus (Chinese hamster), 279 nucleotides long. NCBI's taxonomy places the organism in Eukaryota, Metazoa, Chordata, Mammalia, Rodentia, Cricetidae. The record is from RefSeq and is a predicted model, not a curated record.